AUGGCAGCGGCGUGCGGGCGGUGGCGGUGGUUGCUCUGGGCGGCAGUGGUUGCACAUGUGGUGGCAUCAGGUGCGGGUUUUGUGGAGGAUCUAGAUGAGUCGUUUAAAGAAAACCGUAAAGAUGAUAUUUGGCUUGUAGAUUUUUAUGCACCUUGGUGUGGCCACUGCAAGAAACUGGAGCCUGUGUGGAAUGAAGUAGGUAUAGAAAUGAAAAACAUGGGCUCUCCAGUAAAAGUUGGGAAGAUGGAUGCAACUUCCUUUUCUAGUAUUGCAUCUGAAUUUGGAGUGCGAGGCUAUCCAACGAUUAAGCUCUUAAAAGGUGACUUGGCAUACAACUAUAGAGGACCUAGAACCAAAGAUGAUAUAAUUGAAUUUGCUAAUAGAGUGGCAGGACCUCUUAUCAGGCCACUUCCUAGCCAGCAUAUGUUCGAGCAUGUGCAAAAGAGACAUCAUGUACUUUUUGUGUAUGUCGGUGGUGAAUCUCCUUUAAAGGAAAAAUACAUUGAAGUUGCUUCAGAACUAAUAGUUUAUACAUACUUUUUUUCUGCCUCAGAAGAUGUGCUGCCUGAGUAUGUGACAUUGCCUGAAUUGCCUGCUGUUGUGGUAUUCAAAGAUGGAACUUACUUUGUUUAUGAUGAGUAUGAAGAUGGUGAUUUGUCAUCCUGGAUAAACAGAGAGAGAUUUCAAGGUUAUCUUAAUGUAGACGGCUUUACGCUGUAUGAACUUGGAGAUACAGGAAAACUUGUGGCUAUUGCAGUCAUUGAUGAUAAAAACUCUUCAGUGGAACAUACCAGACUAAAGUCUAUUAUUCAGGAAGUUGCUAGAGAUUAUCGGGAUCACUUUCACAGUGACUUGACAAUCCCUACUAUUGUUGUACUGAAUACCUCCAAUCAGCAGUAUUUUCUACCAGAUAGGCACAUUGAGAACACGGAAGACAUGGUUCAGUUUAUUAACAAUAUCUUGGAUGGUACAGCUGAAGCACAGGGUGGUGAUGGACUUCUGCAACGAAUCAAGAGAAUAAUCUAUGAUGCCAAGUCUACUGUAGUGUCUGUGUUCAAGAGUUCACCACUUCUGGGAUGCUUUCUCUUUGGGUUGCCCCUGGGGGUCAUCAGCAUUAUGUGUUACGGGAUCUGCACAGCUGAUACAGAUGGAGGGAUAGAUGAACAUGAGGGAGCUAAAAAGGAAAACGGUGAUCGGGACCUCACGGACGAAGGCAGUGAGGAAGAACAAGAGGAGGAAAAGAACAGAAAAUAUACAGAACUUUCAGAUGGAGAGUUUAAACAGAAAGACAUAAUGGAAAAGAAAAAAGACUAACUUUGUUUAGGAAAAGUAUUCUCUAGAAUUUCCAAAUAGACUUAUUUAUUGAAGGUAGUCAUUUGUUGAUGAUCUUCGUGAAAGAGGACCUUUUUGUCUGCAUUAUGGUAGUUUUGACUUGCAUGUAUUCAAAUUUUCUCAGAAAUUGACAGAAAAAAAAGUGGAUGUUCUCUUAAUUGUCUUUAAUAGAUUAACAAAGAGCAAUUUAAACUGAAGAAAAUUGCAAGUACAAUUCUACACAGUUUUUUUUUAAGAGUUUUGAAUUGUUUAUUUCCAGACAGUGAGAUAAAGAUAAUGUUACUUGACCUUAGUGUAUGUGAUGAACUACUACUAAUAUAGCCCAGCUAAGCACUCACUCACUCAUAUAAAAUUAAGGCUGAAAACUAAGAAAGAUUAAGAGAUCCGUAAAGUCUUUCAGAACCUGAUAGCUAAAGACAACUUAGAGUUUUCAAAGAAGUCACAUUGCACAUUAUUUUGGAAAAAAAAGCCCAAACUUUUCUAUUUUCUCAAGUUAAAUGUAAAUUGUUAGGAAUGAGAGGGCUGUUUCACCAUGUAAUAAUAUAAUUAUUGGCAGUUAAGAAUGUUUACUUGUUACAGGAUUUGGGAGUUAUAUGCUAAAUUAAGUCUUUAUUAGCGCUUUAGCAGCUAAAAAUGUUGGAGAACUACAUUAUAAACCUUUUAGAACAUGACUGCCUGUUAAAUUGUUUUGUAUGAGUGCUUACACAAACUUAUAGUGGAAAUGAUCUUUACGUUUUCUGAAUCCACAGUACAGCUUCAUAAAGGAAGACGUAAAUAUAAACACCCUCUGACUAUUUUGCAUAACUCUGUACUGACAAGCUUUUUGAAUGGUGUAAAUUUGUUUUACAGUGUUUAAUUCAGAUUGUUAUAUAUCUUUGAGGUAGUUGCUGUUGAUACUUUUGUUUGAGACUGUUACCUACUCUGAAGGACGGAGUUAAUGGAGCAUAAUAUUAACAUUCAUAGAGAUUGGUCAGUAUAAUGCAUUUUUGUUACCUGUUUAAUCAUAAAAGUCAGUUUUAAUACAACCCUGUGACUGUGAAAAGGACUAAUUUGUGUCCAGGAUUAAAAUCUCCAAGGGUAAGCUGUAAAGCAGCCUUUGGCGUUGAUGUCAUGGAGAGUACCACAGAAACAAAACUUACAUUGCUCUUCCUCUUAGUAUUAAUGCUGGGGUUUUGGUUUGGGUUUUUUUUUUUUUUUUUGAGGUUAUAUUACUGUAUAAUACAGAUUAUAAUGUCCUCCUUAUAAGGCAGCUUGAUCACAUAAGAAAUUACUAUGCUAUAGCACUAAAUUAAGGAAUUUUAAAUAAAAAACAUGGGUAAGCUUAAAUAGACAAGUUCUGUGUUUGAGUAAACCUGAUGAUGAUAUAAGUCAUAACCAGGGAAAAUGUAUUGCAUCCUUUUUCCUUGUAGGAAAGACACUUUUUUCUUCUGUUUAAGUAGCUUGGUAACAGCUGGCUUCAUGUUGCAGUGCAGAGUACAGUAAGUAGAUGCCUGACUUCAAAGAUUUUUGUUGUCAAAGAGUAUAAACGAUAUCUAAGGAGAUUAGGAAAUUUUUUCAGAAAAAUUCCAUGUCUGAUUUUGAGUCCAACCUUUUUCCUUUUGCGAGGAGAGGAAAAAAAUGAGUUCAUAGAAUACUGAGUAGCAGAUGUCUGAUAUGGGUUAUUUUCCCUUUUUGUUUUCUCCUUUUUCCUUCUAUGAAUUGCCUUUUUUUCAUUUUUUGUCAUUAUAGCUAGUUGUACAUAGUGACUUGAGUG
Messenger RNA from Gymnogyps californianus (California condor), 3085 nucleotides. RefSeq names its product thioredoxin related transmembrane protein 3 (gene TMX3). Lineage: Eukaryota; Metazoa; Chordata; Aves; Accipitriformes; Cathartidae. Gene Ontology annotation, biological process: peptidyl-cysteine oxidation. Gene Ontology annotation, cellular component: endoplasmic reticulum. Gene Ontology annotation, molecular function: protein disulfide isomerase activity. The transcript is spliced from 15 exons. The record is from RefSeq and is a predicted model, not a curated record. The coding region runs from base 1 to 1314 and encodes 437 amino acids.